Sturnus vulgaris (Common starling) is the source of this 3108-nucleotide messenger RNA. It is a transcript of the gene ICOSLG, whose product is annotated as inducible T cell costimulator ligand. Gene Ontology annotation, cellular component: external side of plasma membrane. The record is from RefSeq and is a predicted model, not a curated record. NCBI's taxonomy places the organism in Eukaryota, Metazoa, Chordata, Aves, Passeriformes, Sturnidae. Gene Ontology annotation, biological process: regulation of cytokine production; T cell receptor signaling pathway. Gene Ontology annotation, molecular function: signaling receptor binding.
GCUCAGCUGGUUCGGCACGGCUGGUUCGGCCCGGCUCCGGCGCGAUGAAGCCGCGAGGGUAUGGAUUUCUGUUACUGCUCCUUCAUAUCCUGAUAGCUGUUAUUGCACUAGAGAAGAAGAACAUCAUCAGUAAACUUGGAGACAACGCCACACUAAGUUGCAUUUUUAAGGAAAACAACUUGCAAUUAAAAAAUCUACGGGUAUAUUGGCAAAUAGCUGAUGAUUCCUAUAAAGAAAAGUGUUCAGUUGUACAUGCACUGAUGUCUGGCCAAGAGGAUAACAGGAAUCAGUGUAUUCGCUUUAAAGACAGGACUCGAUUAUUCUGGGAUAGAUUGGAACACGGUGAUUUUUCCCUGCUAUUACUAAAUGUCAGCCAGCAUGAUAGAAAUACAUACAAAUGCAUAGUACAGAGCACAGUUGAAUAUUCCAAAGUGAUUUACCAGACAGAAGUGGCUCUCAGUUUAGCAGUGAGUUACAGCCAACCAAUACUCAGUGGACCAAUAAAAAACAAUGACAGCAGUGGAGAGGAGGUAACCUUCAACUGCAGGUCUGGCAAUGGAUACCCAAAGCCCAACGUCUACUGGAUCAAUAAAGUGAACAACAGGCACCUGAAUGCAUCAAAAACAGAGAUCAUAUCCCAUGAAAACGGCACUUUCAACGUUUUUAGCACACUGACAGUGAAAGCCACCUCUAACAUGCAAAUAGAGUGCUCCAUAGAAAAUGAGAUGCUGCAGGAAAAUCUGUCAGCCAACUACACACAGCAGAAGAAAAGCAGUGGUCCAGGCACAAAAAGUGAUGAAAACCCAGAAAAAAAAGGACGAGGUGCUCAAGCAGCUGGCAUCAUUGGCAUUGUCUUUGUGAUAGGUCUUCUAACUGGUUUAAUCUGCUGGCUCUGGAGGAGGAGGUCCUCUAAUCUAGUGUCCUAUAGAGAUGUCCAAACAAGAGAAGACCAAGGAGGACUCAACUCACCUGUCUAAAUGGAAGGUCUACCAACAAUUUGGGCAGCUGGAGAUGUGUCAAGAGAAACAUCACUCCCUCAGUGGCAGCACUGUUUGUAAAGUGACAGAUUUCUGCCAAGAGAGACAGAAAAAAAAAAAUAAAAAGCUUCUAGAACACAAGAGGAAGGAAAAUCUGCUGGAUUUUCAUUCCAGACACUGACUGUGCCCACAGAACAUCGUGUCACCACUCUUGCUCAGCACUUUGGACAGCCCUCUGUGACUGCCAGUGAUUUGGGCACCAGUACUGGGGAAAGCAGAAAGCCUGGGACUCAGCUGCACUGUGCCAGACCAGAAAAGCUGGUGACUGUCCAGUCUUCCAUCAUGAACCUUGAGGACUGUCAGGAGCAGAAGCAGCCACGUUUCAGGAGCAUGGGACAUUCUUGCUGUCACCUUACCCUGAGGAUGACUACUGCAUGUGAAGAAAGGCAGCUAAAAUGAAGAAAGAAAACUGAAGGACUCUGAAGAGUGAGAUUUGUGACCUCUUCCAUGUUUCUCUCUCUCUAUAACACAAUCCUUCCAUUGUCUGUUUUCACCAGCUGCUGCUGUUUACAGAACCAGGCAGAACACUUUGACCCAGUCCUUCAGAAACAGGGGUUGCUCUAAUGGGGUCAAAUACUGAAUGUGUUAUCAUAAGGGAAGGUGCCUUCUUUAAGCCUUUGUAGCAACAUUUUGGUUUUUACCAAAUAUUCCACCAAAAAGGGGAUUUCCACUUUCAACAGGAGCCAGCUGUGAGAAAAAAACCAGGCUGUGGAAAUCCGACCAAUUAAAAAUAGAAUGUUAUGCUAUGUAAAUGUCAGGUUACCUGGACUUACCCUUCUCAGGAUGGAACAAAAACUGUGGUUGAGCUCUGCUUGAUUCAACUGAAGCUUUAAUUAAGCACUUUCAUGGCUUCCAGGGACGAUUUUAAACUGAAGGUUUUAAACUUGUGAACUUGUGCCUGUGUCUUAUCCUUACACGCACCCCACAAAACAAAAAAGAACAUGCAAAUUCUAUCAGUGUCUUGUCCAUGAAUGUCCAGAAAGCCAAGAACAGCAUUUUCCUUGUGCCAGUGCAUGUGCCUUGCUAUUUAGCCCCAAGCUAGCCAAACUGACUGGCUGAAAAUAGCAAAAGAGUAAACUCUGCUGAUGAUACAAAAUUUUGAAGGAGGAGGAAUUUUUACGAGCUCCCUUGCCCAGAUGGGACAGUUUUCCCAUUCAUCAUGGGGGGACGGAUAUUAGUAUUUUUAACUGAGCUCUGGAAACACUUGACCUCUUCUACACCAGUUGCUAGACUAAACUGUAUGAUUUUUGUGAAUAAGUCAUAGUCUUGUUUGUUCUUGCUCUGUGUGUGAGAAGCACUCCAGUAUCAACUCUGAGCUCAGACACUGACUUUUCAUAUCAAGAUCAGCUUUCAAUUCCCAGCCACGUGAAAAUCCUGUUGUACUCACAUCACGUGGAACCAGGACCAUUUGGCAAUAGUGCAGCAGCUAUCUUUUGUCAAAGCAAUACCCCCAGGGAGACUCCCAGCUUCUCUCAUGUUCAUGAAUCCAGAUAUUAGAUAUUUUCUGAGUCCAAGUGUAGUCUUCAGUGUACCCUAAAGGGAACUUGCUUGAGGAAAGUUUGCAGACACCUCAAAAAAUGUGAACAAUCUCUGUGCAGAUGUGCAGGGUGAACACUUCCUAGUGGUUCAGUAAAAAGUCCUGCAGCCAUUUGCCCCUUAUCUGUCACAUGAAGUAGUUUUGUGCAGUCUCUGGUGCUGCUGUACCUGACAGAAGUCUUUCCUACAAGUAGUUUUCCACUUUUAUAUUCUGCAACCGUGAUGGUUCAGAGAUGUAAGAAGUGACCUAGCUGUCACUCCACGAUAUGGUAUUAAAACAAAUUUAUACUGGUUGAAUUUUCUUACUUCUGGGCUACUUCAUGGAGACACCUAAAUACAGAAGCCUUUUCUUGCAAAAUCUGUGCUUUCAUUUAGCUUAGGGUUCCAGCUAUUCAGGGUUCCAGCUAUUCCUGGAGGUCAUUAAAUCCUAGAUGACACUUGGUUGUUACCAUUCAAAGGACUGGUAAUUUCAUAGUACCAGUUUUUAUCUUCACAUGCCAUGUUUAUAUUUUAAAUAAAAUCUAUUAAUUCUUCU